This is a messenger RNA of Prorocentrum cordatum, 6274 nucleotides long. The record is from the annotation of a GenBank genome assembly. NCBI's taxonomy places the organism in Eukaryota, Dinophyceae, Prorocentrales, Prorocentraceae.
AGGUGGAGGCGUCCCGCUCCCUCCGCAGCGCCCCGCGGCUGCGGCACCAGGACGUCGUCGCGGGCACGCUGGCUCUGGCCGCCGUCCGCGAGGUCGGGGACGAGGAGCUCAUCCUGAACCUGCCCUUCAACCUGGUGGGCUACUGCGGCCGCAGCCAGGCCCUGGAGCGGACGGCGGAGGGCUCCGAGCAGCGGCCACUGGCGCUAGGGGAGAGCUAUCGGCCUGGGCAGCUGGUGGCCGCGGUCGUCACCGCCGUGGUGGAGGUCGGCAGCACCGGGCGGCAGCGCAUCGAGGUGUCCCUGCGGCCCGCGCUGCUGAACGCGGGCCUGACGGCCGAGACUGUCGUGCCCAACAUGUGGCUGCCCGCGGCCGUAACGAGCGAGGAGGAGCACGUGUUCAGGCUUAGCUUCGGCAUCGAGGGUUUGCAGGGCUUGCUCAAGAAGGCCGACGCACCGACGGAGCUGGUCGCGCCGUGCGUGGGGGUGAUCCUGCAGGUCGCCGUAACUUCGGUGAACCAGGGCGCGGGCAUUGCGCGCUGCACGACCGCGGUCGCGCCGGCGCUGCCGAGCGAGCCAUUGAAGAUGGAAUCGCUGAAGGCUGGCUUCCUGGUGCGCGCCCGGGUGGACAGAAUCCUCACAGCUGGCUCUGCGAAGAAGGACAAGGGCUCCCGCGGCCCUGAGGGGACUAACCAGGGCCUCGUGGUCAAUUUCUGCGGCGCGCUGAACGGCGUCAUCCACUGGCACCAUCAGGGGAGGGGCCUGGCCGAGGCCCCGGAGGUGAAGCACAAGCAGCGCCUGGCCGCGCGCGUGCUGGCCGUGAUCCCCGGGCCACAGGUCACCGUGCACCUGACGCUCUUGCCCCACAUUCUUGACUGGAUGCCCCAGCGGGACGAGCUGUCGAAGAUCGCGGUAGGCGAGAGGCUCGACGGCAAGGCGUUGGAUUCUGUCCCCAAGUACGGCGUCCGGGUGCGGUGCGUGCCUCAGGGUGGUGGCAAGGUGCCCGUCCUCGGCUUCUGCCCAGGCAGCCGCCUGGCCGACAAGGAUUCAGGCAACGACGCGGAGGCCCCUGCGGCCGGGGCGACGUUUCCAUGCCGGGUGUUGGGUUACAAUUUCUUGGAGGCGGUUGCAAUCGUCACGCGCCGACCUUACGACCUCCGAGAAGAUAUCUUGGUCAGCGUCACAGAGAUGGCUGCGGGCCAGCUCGUGACGGGUGAGAUCAGCCGCGUCGCCGAGUUCGGGAUUUUCGUCAAGCUCAGCGAGUACGUCACGGGCCUCGUACACCUCCGCCACCUCACCGACGUACCGUUGGCCACGGUGCCGAAGAAGUUCCAGGUCGGCUCGAAAGCCAAGUGCCGAGUACUGCGAGUUUUACCAGAGAAGCGCCAGGUCAGUCUCACUAUGAAGAAGGCCAUGGUGAAGUCUGAGUUCCAGCUCUCCAGCUUCGAGCAGGCCAGACAGAAUAUGCUGCUGACUGGGUACGUCAGCAACGUAAAGCCGUACGGCGCAAUCGUCUCGUUCUUCGGUAACGUGUACGGGCUCAUACCGGCGAAGGAGAUGGAGUUGGACGAGGCCCCAGCAUUAGGCAUGUCGGUGCAGUGCCGCGUGGAGUCUGUUUAUAUCAAGCGCAAGAGGAUCGGCCUCUCGCUGAACUUGGAUGGCGGCAAAUCGGCCUCGGAGCUGGCUGGCACUCCAGCAUGGACCCCCAGGAGUGCCCCGCCUGAAGGCGCGACGCCAGGCGUGGUUGUGGCGGUCACUCGCCUGCUGGAGUGCACCGAGGGUGGCAUGGUGGUGAGCUUCGGUGCUGCGGGCGGAGUUUGCGAUUUGGCCCUCCGCGGCUUCGUGCCCCUCGCGCACCUCGCCGACGACGCGGCCUGGGCGACUGCGAGGCAUGCGGAGUUGAAGGAGCGUCUGCAAAAGGCCAGCAACGGCGAGGCCGAGGGCGUGGAGGUGGAGGAGCGGGGUGUAGUCCUGGCCACUCGGUUCAACCCGACACUUCGGAGCUCCAAGGAGGGCAACAAGGAUUCGGCCUGGUACGUGCUGCUCAGCUGCAAGCCCUCACUGUAUCUGUCGGCCGAAGAGGGCGCUUUCGUGACCGAGCUGUCGGAAUUGCAGCCCUCGCGGUUGUACACUGGAUACGUCAAGGAGGUUCACCACUUUGGCGCGCUCGUGAGCGCUGGCAGCUGGAAGCUGGCAGGCGUCGCACCGAAGCACCAGAUAGCAAGCCACUUCGUCGAGAAGCCCAGCGAGGAGCUGUCGGUCGGCCAGACCGUGCGGAUGUUGCUGACACAGGUUGACACCGAGAAGCAGCGCUUCACCGUGGACUUGCGCCCUGGGCCCAUAACUGCUGCCAGCGCGCCGCUGCUGCGCCGGGAGGCCGAGGCGCUGAGGCUGAUGUUGGCGGCACGCGCAGCGGCAGCCGCCCAGGCCGCCUCAGAGAAGCCCGAGCUGUGCCCUGGCGCUGUGCUGGAUGCCACGGUUAGCGCAGUGAAAGACUACGGUGUGCUGCUGAAGUUGGUGGGGCAUGCCGACCUCACCGCGCUGGUUCUCAAGGAAAAUAUGCCGGCGGCGCAGGCGCUCAAGCAGGGCGAGGCGCUGAGGUGCGCGCUGCUCGAUUUCGACCCCGCCAGCGGCAUCGUGGACGCCUCGCUGCAGCCCGAGCUGGUGGCCGCGCCGCCCCUGGAACCAGGCUCGCUGCUCGACGCCGCGGGGAAGAAGAGCAAGAAGCGCAAGGCCGACGCGGAUGGUGGCGUCACAGAGCCUGCCCGCAGGGAGUUGGCGGUGAUGCCGGCGUUGCAGAAGCCCGCGUAUUCGGUGGUCUGGGCCAAGGACCCGCCAGUGGUACUCUUUACCCCCCCGUUUGGCCAGCGGCGCUGGCAGGGCGCGCGCGCCUCGCUGCUGCACAGCGCCGCAGGCAGGCGGCUGGUGGCGUGCUGCCCACUUGGCGGCGGCGAGUCCCGAGACAGGCCCAAGGUGCCCCGCAUCGACAGGCCCGAAGAGGAGAUCCACAUAGGGAGCCCCAUCACGAUGCGCGUGAUAAGCGUGAAAGGUCUUCAGGCGGUCUUGGCCGCACCAGUCGGCCUGCGUGGCCACGUGCACGCCACGCAUUUCGUGGAUCCCGCAGGCGAGGGCGGGGUCGCAGGAAGCGGCGGAGAGAAUCCGCUGGAGGACCUGAAGAAGAGAGGCCUGGUGGAGGCGCGUGUGCUGUCCAUCCAGCAGAAGGGUCAGGGCAGAACAGGAAAGGCCUACAACCUGGAGCUCACAUGCAGGCCAUCUCUGCUGCGUGCCGGCCAAGAUGCCAGUGCCUACGAGAAAGCUGUGACCAGGUGGUCCACCCUCGCGGCGGGGAAGCUGGUGCCCGCGGUCGUCUCGGAAGUGCGGCGGAGCUCCAUGUGGCUGGAGGUGGCCCCGGGCGUCCGCGGGAAGGUGUCUUUGCUGGACGCUUCCGCGGAGCUGCCAGUGGUGAGGGCGCUGUCAGAGCACUUCACUGUGGGACAGGUGUUCCAAGCCCGCGUGGUGCGCUGCACAGCUUCGCAGAAAAAGCUCGACCUCGCGCUGUACGGCGCGGCCGGUGCCGAGCAGACGCCAAAGGAGGGCCAGCGGGUGCUGGCGCGACUGGAGCACAUCGAGGAUGUCGCUGGUAAGGGGAUCGCAGCCUCCUUCAGGUUGCCAGGGCGGCGGCGCGGGGUGGUGCAUGUCACAGAGUUGUUCGACUUCUGGGCGCGGUUGCCACUCAAGAGACUGAAGGUCGGUACGAUCUACGAGACCGCAUUCCUUGGCGGGUCGGCUGCCCCCGAUGCGCGCCUGGAGUUGAGCUUGCGAGCCUCGCUCGUGCACGGGCGCGCGGAGGGCCCCGACGAGCGCCGGCCCAUGGCAGCAGGAGAUUUGAAGGUUGGGCAGAAAGUUUCUGGCUACGUUGUCAACUCGGGGCCGAAGGGCGUCUUUGUCGCCCUCAGCCGGCAGCUGACGGCCCGCAUACGGCUCAAGGCACUGAGCGACCAGGUGGUGAUGAAGGACAGCAUUGCGAAACUGCACCCUCCUGGGGAGCUCAUCCGCGACGCUGUCGUUGUAGAGGUCGACGCCGAGCAGGGCCGCGCCGAGCUGUCUCUCCGCAAGGGCACGGGCACCGGUGCUGGAGGCACCAGGCUGUCGCUGGAGCAGCUCGCCGUGGGGGACGUGGUGGCCGGCCGCGUCAAGGCGAUCGAGAAGUACGGACUGUUCCUCCGGGUGGACAACUCUUCCUUGGACGCCCUCGUGCACAGGUCCGAGAUCUCCGACACCGCCUCCGUGUCCCUCGAUUCGUAUCAGCUUGGGAGCCGGAUUUCGCGCGCGAAGGUACUCAAGAUCGAGAACGGCAAGGUCUGGCUAGGCCUUAAGCCCUCGCACUUUGCCGAAGACGAGCUGGACGAGGAUGAGGACGACGAAGACGACGACAGGGAGGAGGAAGCGGCGGCCGACGCCGGUGGCGCGGGCGGGGGAGAGGCCGCGAGCGUGCUUGAUGCGUUCAGCGGCGGACAGGCAGCAUCAGCUUCGAGUGCUGCGAAGGCCAAGAAGAGAAAGAGGGAGGAGAAACAGGAGGCGGCUGCCGCCCCGGCCGCAGACUCCGACGAGGAGGCUCCGUGGGAGUCCGCUGCUGCCGCGAGGGACGGCGCAGCCGAGGCUGCCGGCUUCGACUGGCCCGAGCUCGCGCUGGGGGCGCGCGCCGGCUCCGACGACGACUCCGCGGAGGCUGGCGAGGACAGCGAGGGCGCUGAGGCGGAUGGCAGGCCAUCGAAGAGGCAGAAGAGGGCCCUCAAGAAGGCCGAGGCCAAGGAGUUGGCGCAGAGGGAGGCGGAGAACGCGGAGGGACGGUGGGCCAGCGAGCCACGCACCGUGGAGGAUUUCGAGCGACUGCUGCUGACACAGGGCGGGACGUCCAUCGUCUGGAUCCGCUACAUGGCGUUCCAUCUGAAGAUGAGCGACCUGGAGAGGGCACGGCAGGUGGCCGAGCGAGCGGUGAAGCACGUCGGCUUCUCGGAGGCGAAGGAACGGUUCAACUCGUGGGUGGCGUACAUGAACCUCGAGUGCACGUUCGGGACCGACGAGACUGCUGAGGCCGUUUUCCGGCGCGCCGCCAGCCACAACGAGGCCAAGCAUGUCUACUUGCAAUACGCUCGGAUCCACCAGAGAAACAAGAAGCCGCAGUUGGCCACGAAAGCUUUGGACACGUGCUGCAAGAAGUACCCUCAGUCAAAGAAAGUUUGGAUUGCCUUCCUGACGAUGCUUUACGAGGAAAAUGACUUGGAGGGCGCACGUAAGAUGCUGCCCAAGGCCUUAGCAGCAUUGCCCAGAAAAAAACACCCCCUGACAGUGUCGAAGGCGGGGAUGCUCGAGUACCAGCAGGGCUCCGUCGAGAGGGGGCGCAGCAUCUUCGAAGGGCUAAUGGACAGCUACCCGAAGCGAACAGAUUUAUGGUCCGUUUACCUGGACGCCCACAUCGCCGCACACACCCCACCGCGGGCACCCGAGCCCGACCUCGGGGAGGUGCGGAGUCUGAUGGAGCGAUGUUGCUCCAUGAGGCUGAAGGCGAUGAAGAUGCGUUUCUUCUUCAAGCGAUGGCUGGAUUUCGAGAAGAAGUGGGGAGAUGCCGAGAGUCAGGAGACAGGUCCGGCAGAAGGCCCGCGAGUUCGUCGAGGCGCAGGCGCAGUGAGCUUGCCGAAGGGCGGGCCGCGGGGCAGGUUAGACGCAGCGGCACGGGCUGCCAGGAAGCUGGAUGCCUUUGGCGUGACCAGCCUGAGCGAGAGUUGGAUACGCAUGUAGCCGAACGCCUCUCUGGCGGUCGGCCCUCGCGUGGACGGGCACGCUGGCCCUCCACAUUUGUACUGGGCAUGUCAUCAUCGUUCUCCUAUCCGUGUGCUGGGCUUCAGGUCGCCUCGCCUCCCGCGCAGCUCCCGCCGGCGGAGUGCGCGCCUGCCCGGUUCAGGGCGGCGCGGUCAACCUCCCGAUUGUCAUGUGCUGGUCGCGCGGGCCACUCUCGCACCUGCUCCUGCGCCUACAUCCAUACCCUCCUUCAUCGUUUCCCUCUGUGUAGCCUUGUACUUUGUGAACGUCAUUGCCUGCCCAAUCGUCUUGGCCGCUGCACGGCAAGGGAUGCAGUGUGCCUCCGCCGCCGUGCCCUGCUCAAGCCAUUUCGAGAGCGGCGGGCCCCAUGCUUCAUCCAUUUUUGGCCCAGUCCAGUCUCUCCGUUUUGAUUUGCACAUGGCUUCCAUGAUGAUACCAUCACAUUCCUCAGAUCGUCC